Molecule: messenger RNA, 1861 nt
Organism: Chlamydomonas reinhardtii
Lineage: Eukaryota; Viridiplantae; Chlorophyta; Chlorophyceae; Chlamydomonadales; Chlamydomonadaceae
Exons: 5
Coding region: 38-655 (205 amino acids)
Biological process (GO): protein stabilization; protein import into mitochondrial matrix; protein folding
Cellular component (GO): mitochondrion
Molecular function (GO): zinc ion binding; protein-folding chaperone binding
Source: RefSeq, a predicted model, not a curated record
UUUAUCUCGUUCUACCUUUGCGCAGGAAUUUGUAAGAAUGCUACAAACCAAGUCUUGGGCAGCACAAGGUGCCGGUGUCGGAAGGGCUUUUUCUGCAAGGUUGGGCUGCCCCACGCUCGGGAGAACUAGCCCCUUGCUGUCGACGACGAAGGCUUCCACUACGUAUACAAGUUCUGGUACCUAUGGGCUUGCGAGCUCAAGCUCGGGAUUCGCGCGCGUGGGCCAACUUCCGCGGUGGGCGUGCCGGGCGACAGUGGACCCGAUUCCCGCGGGGCUACAGAUUGAGGUGAAGGAGGAGGAUGGCACCAAGGAGGUGGACUAUGACGAGGAGAAGAAGGUGGUGCGCAUCCCGCUGUCCGCGAUGGGAGACGGCGCGCGGCGCUCCAAACUGGUGCUCUUCACCUGCAACAAAUGCGGCGGCCGCUCAGCGCGGCUGGUCAACCCGGUGGCGUGGGAGAAGGGCGUGGUGUUCGGGCAGUGCAGCAAGUGCAGCGUGUGGCACGUGCUCCAAGCCAACAACAAGAAAAUAUACGAGGAGGUGCGCUAUAAUGAGGACCCGGAGUAUGCGGACAAGGACGGGCUUGACGCUGCCAAGGCAGAGGAGCUGCUCAAGCAGGCGGUGGCGGCGGAGGCGGCGGAGCCGAACAAGCAGUAAUGCUUCCAGACAUUUGUACACUAGUAGCUAGGUAGCCACGGCCAUGCCGUAGCUAAGUUGGUUCAGGAGUGCGGGAGCUCGUGCACCAUGCACGCGUGAGCUGCACCGGAUGGAGACUGAGCAGGCGGUAAAGCAUCUGGUGGGCUUCUGCCGGUUGAAGCACUAUGAGCAUGGCAGGGGAACGGCGUUAAGAGACGUUGCCACUGCUGUUUUGUAGAGCUAGGGAGGAAGAUGCAGAGACCUCGUAUGCAAUGCAGUGUGGUUGAGGGCGAUAAACAUGUCUGCGUGGAAAGCCCAGCGAAGGUCCGAAGGCACAAGGGUAUGAUGCAGGUCUGAGGAGGGGCAAGAAUGUGUCCACACGUGGAACUUCGCACGCGCAGAGCUAGCAGCUCCCGCUCAAGAUUUAUGACGUACAAGGACGCUAAAUUCUGGCUCCGGUCGCAUUUUGCGAGGGUGGCUGCUACCACGUUUCGCAAAGCAUGCUUUCAUGGACAUGGAGCACAGCGGUCUGCCCGAGGACUUGGCCUAGGAGGUGGAGCGGCUGGUGGCCCGAGCGGUAGACCGGAAACUGACUUUGGACUCCACUGAGCAGCACCUGACGGUUAUCCCAACAACACUGCUCUAUGGCCACCCACGGCUGGGGGGUUGGAGCGCUACAGUGCCCUCCACGGGUGCGACAUGCCCCCACGGUAUUAGGGCCAUCCGUGGCUCUCGCCAACGCCGCGUCCCCACACGCCGAAGCAAUGUGUUGAGGUUGCGCCUUGGACAAACGACCACUCAGGACGUGUAUCAUUCCGUAUGAGGCUCACAGAGGCUUGAUGAGAUUCCGCAUGUGUUGCUGGCCUCUAUCUGCAAAUAGGAACCAGCAUUUGCCGAGAAGUGAGAGGCGCUGUUACUGCUGCAAUCAUGGCGUUGAGGAUGAACGGCACGUACUCCUUGAGUGUGAGGCUUACGCUGACAUAAGAGAAAGGUACGGACUUCCAAUAUGCAACAGAUCAUGAAUGCUUCUGAUCAAAACAUGCUAGCAUGCUGUCUUAGUGAUAUCUGGGCUAGACGUAACAAGCUUCUGAGGUUGAGAGAUUCUGCCUUGCGUGUGCAUGAAGCUCACAACAAUGCUAACAGGAGAGACGAGGAGCCCUUGCGGCUCGGUUAGUCUCGUUACAGGUUCAGGAAUGCACACUUCCAACCCUGUAACACAUCAUCACA